Messenger RNA from Aegilops tauschii subsp. strangulata, 942 nucleotides. RefSeq names its product probable CCR4-associated factor 1 homolog 11. Gene Ontology annotation, cellular component: CCR4-NOT complex. Lineage: Eukaryota; Viridiplantae; Streptophyta; Magnoliopsida; Poales; Poaceae. The record is from RefSeq and is a predicted model, not a curated record. Gene Ontology annotation, molecular function: poly(A)-specific ribonuclease activity; nucleic acid binding.
AUGCAGCGUGGACGCGUCGGCGUGAACCCGGCCGCCGGCAAGUUCGCCAUGUUUCCACCGCCGCCGCCGCGCUUCAAGUUCAACCACAUGUUUCCCGUGCAGGUGGUGCAGCCCCCGCCGUUUGCCUACCACGCGGUUCCCCUGCCGCCGGUACAGCCGCAGCUGGCGGUCCAGGUGCGCCCUGUGUGGGCGGGGAACUUCAAUGAAGAGUGGGGGUACCUCCAGAGCUUCGCCGCGCCCGCCCGCUAUGUCGCUGUCCACGUGCACUACCCGGGCCUCGUCCACGCCGCCGGACAGGACCUCAGCAGCCUGACGGUGGAGCACCGCUACGCGCUCAUGAAGGCCAACGUGGACGGCCUCAAGCCGCUCCAGGUCGGCAUCGCCGUCUGCGACCACCAAGGCCAGCAGGUCGCCUGGGAGUUCAGCCUCCGCGACUUUUCCCGCCUCGCCGACCCGCACGACGACAAGGCCCUCGACUACCUCGCCCGCCGCGGCCUCGACCUCGACACGCUCCGUAACCACGGCGUCGACGCCUACAUGCUCGGCGCGCUGCUCAUGGGCUCCGGCCUCAUCGGCGCCGGACACGGGCGGCCGCUGUCGUGGAUCACCCACGCCGGUGCCUACCACGUGGCGUAUCUCCUCAAGAUCGUCACGGGCGGCGCCCCGCUGCCGCACGACGUGGCCGGGUUCGUCGGCGCCAUGCGGUAUUACCUGGGCCAGCAGGUCUACGACGUUGCGACGAUGGCGGCCGGCUGCCCGGGCAUGCCGGUGGGGCUGGACAGCAUCGCCGCUAACCUGCGCAUCCAUCCGCCGUGGGGGAGCCCACGCCUCGCAGGCGCCGCCGGCGUGCGCGCGCUUCUGGCCUUCAGGAUUUUGAAGCAAGGGCAGUUGGGCGGCAACGUGGAGAGGUUCCGAGGCCUGCUCCAGGGACUGCAGCAUUAG